AUGUCCAAGUCGUGCAAGGGGCUGCUCAAGGAGCUGGUGAAGUGCCUCAGAGAGAGCGAUUGCAUGAAAACGGAAGGCAAACCGAUCAGCGAGUGCGCCAAAGAGGUCCCCGAGUGCCAGGGCCUGCGAAACGCAUACUCCGCCUGCAAGCGCGGCCAGCUCGACGCGCGCAGCCGCCUGCGCGGAAACAAAGGCUACUGA
This is a messenger RNA of Chlorella variabilis, 201 nucleotides long. RefSeq lists its product as hypothetical. NCBI's taxonomy places the organism in Eukaryota, Viridiplantae, Chlorophyta, Trebouxiophyceae, Chlorellales, Chlorellaceae. The record is from RefSeq and is a predicted model, not a curated record. The transcript has 2 exons. Gene Ontology annotation, biological process: mitochondrial respiratory chain complex IV assembly. Bases 1 to 201 code for a protein of 66 amino acids. Gene Ontology annotation, cellular component: mitochondrion.